Molecule: messenger RNA, 4813 nt
Organism: Pomacea canaliculata
Lineage: Eukaryota; Metazoa; Mollusca; Gastropoda; Architaenioglossa; Ampullariidae
Product: endothelin-converting enzyme 1-like
Exons: 10
Coding region: 218-901 (227 amino acids)
Biological process (GO): protein processing
Cellular component (GO): plasma membrane
Molecular function (GO): metalloendopeptidase activity
Source: RefSeq, a predicted model, not a curated record
AGGCCUUUAAGGAGUAUGUACUGAGAACACUGUGGAUCGACGGGACUACGCGGAUUAAAGCCGCCAGAAGGUAGACAGCAUCAUUAACAAAAUCAGCUACCCGUCCUACAUACUCAACAGCACCUUUUUGGACACCUACUAUAAACAGUUUGCGGUACACGAAUCUGAAACAUGGUUUAACAGCCUGAUCUCUUGGCGCAAGUUCGAUCUGACCCGCAUGAACUCCGACCUCAAGGCUGUCCCUGACAGAAAGCAAAGCUGGAUUCGACCGCCUGUCACGGUCAAUGCAUUCUAUUCGCCAGUGAGAAAUGAUGUCAUUUUCCCAAUUGCCAUGUUUCAUCUUCCCUACUACAUUCCAGACGGCCCCAGUGCUGUCAACUUUGGUGCCAUGGGGUCUGUUAUUGGCCAUGAGAUCACACACGCUUUGGAUUUUCAAGGCAGACAAUACGACCAGGAGGGCAAGCUAGAGGAUUGGUGGGACCCCCAGACGGCCUAUUACUUCAACAUCACCACCCAGUGCAUGAUCCGUCAGUACAGCGACAUCAGUGUCGACGGCCAGCAGGUUGACGGCGAUCUCACGCUGGACGAGAAUAUCGCUGACAAUGGCGGACUGCGUGCUGCUCGUUAUGCUUACAUGAGAUGGGUGGAGGAUCACGGUGAAGAACCACUGCUACCCAGCGUAAACCUCACCCAAUAUCAAGCGUUCUUCAUAAGCUACGCGCAAAUGUACUGUUCCAAGUGGAGCCCCAUAGGUUUGUCACUGCAUCUGCUUACCGACCCUCACAGUCCAGGCAAAGCCAGAGUCAAUGGAGUCCUGGCAAACUCCAAAACGUUCAGCUGGGCUUUCCAGUGCCCCGUAUACUCAGCCAUGAACGCCCAGACGAAGUGCACGGUGUGGUGAGAUGAUCAGCUCCAAAGGUUGUGACAUAGACUUUUUCCCCGAUCGCAAGGUGGAGACAGUUCAUGCAAAUCAGUUCAACGGCCCGAGACCUGGCGCGACAGCCGUACUUGAUGACGAGAGUCCUGCGGGCAGGUGCAGACAGGUGGAACUUGCGAAAUGAUCCUCAUCCCCCUCUUGCCUUAUCCUAACUAAAGGGUUCCCCCCAGACUCUUCUGGACUAGGAAUAGGCAAAUAUCUAGCACCGAGAUUAUACAACUAUGACGUCACAUGCUGUAUCUGACGACAGCGAUAACAUUCUGGAGGGAAUGGAGGUUGGGUAAGUGGAAUGUGCUGAGCUUGCAUUUCGUGAUGUCCAACGCCGUGCAGGGUAUUUGCCUCUGUCCACGCUGGGAAUUCCAGGAGCAGCCAUAGCUAUGUGAUAAUGCAGUCUUCCACAAAUGUUAAUAUCAUUUACUUGACAUCCCAAUCGUAAAUAUCGCUCUCAAGCCCACAUGUUAUAUUGUAGGAAUAACUUUCCCGGACAUGCGAUGAGCAGGCAGACUAUCAAAUCGUCGCAGAAUUCUCCGCCACUGAUAACAGUUUGCAGUCCGGUGAAAACCUUUAUAAGGUGCGUGCAGGUAGCCUCCUCUUUCAGUUAACGUCUUGGUUUGAGAUAAAGGUAACUUGUUUUACCUCAAAGGACAGAACAGUCACGUGACAGUAAGCUUUCGACAGAUCAUCUCAGAUAUAAAACAAGAUUAUCUUAAGUGGAAGACUUGUUUUUGUGUAGUUCGUUAGAAGUAAUCAACACGACCUAAUCAUAAACUAUGAAGUUACAGAUGACUACUGGAGGGUAUCGUAUUAAUUACUAAUAAAUCUUAUUCAUAUUUGCAAUGAAAUUAUGCGAUGUGUCAAUUUAGAUUCUAUUUUGUUUUUGUUUUUUUCCUUUUUCGAUUGUUUGAUCUUUUCUGUAUAACUGUUCUGUAACCCAAACAGUUUAUCAUGUUACUUGAUUUGGUUUAACUUCAUAUAUAUAUAUAUGUUCUGUUGAAUGCUGUUUUUGCGUUGAGUUUUGAACAUAUAGAAUCCUCAGCUGGUCUGGGGUCUCCUCACUUGUCUCAAAAUGAGUAUGAAUAAAGGUUUUGUAACACGUGUGUUUCCGAAAGUAAGGGUUGUUGUGCACGUAAAGGAACACUUGGUCUUCAUUUAAAUUUUUUUCUUCUUAAUGUUCGUGUUUAAUGAAGUAUCUACACAAGAGUUACAUAAAGUCAGUGGGCAGUUCUUACAUAGUUGUUCUGACCACAGACAGCAACAUGUGUUAGUAUGCGUCCUGAUUCUGACACUAUGUUCUCAGAUUUGUCUUUAUGAUCAAAAUCAAAUGCUAGAGGGUUUUGUGUAAUGUUUAUUUAAUAUAGUAUAAUUAAAGGCUAGCAUUAUCUUUUCAUUGAAUAUUUUUAUGCAGGACUACACUAGCCCCCUACCUGGUACACACAGAUCCCGUUUUAUUUUACCUUUAGUUGUGCUUGAAAGUUUGAAAUGUAACAGUAUUUACAAUCUCACAAUUAUUUAUUUACACUUUACAUUAGUAUUCACAGUAUACACGUUUGGCAGACCUUAACUUUCCAAUAUUUGUGUGUGAACAUAUUCUCAUUUUCACUAUAUGCUUCAUUUUAUUAAUCGUUUGAUUUAUUACCGAAAUUCGUAUCGUCCAUUCAGAAAGGAAGCAUCGGAUUGUUUCGGGAUGAUAGGAGACAUUAGGUACAAGGUAAAACAACCGGAAGGAUUGGUGCCCCACUUGUUUACCCCAUAUUCAUUAUUUUCCAUAUUAUAACGCACGUGGUUGGAGCAAACUUCGACGAUCUUUUCUCACCGCGUUAUUUUAACUAGUCGAUAUUAACAGUUUAAUCGAACUUCUCCACUACUUUUUCUUUAAAUUAUUUUUUAGUCAUUUUUUUACAAGUUGUGCUUUUCUCACUUAUUUUAAUAAGCGAUAUUGUUCAACAUAUUAUCAAAAAAUUUUGAAAAAAAAAUAAGACCCUUGGUCAUCACACUUUUUCUCGAUUUUUUAAAGUCUUAAACCGUUUUUAGUUCAUUGGCUACUCUUGUACAAAUGUCAUAAAACCGCUGUUACACAGAACCGUUACUCUUAACGAGAUUCGUGGACAGCGCAGUAAGCUUGCCUUGAAAAUACACACAAACUGUGCAGAUGUCUAUGCAAUGUUGUACACAAGUUCUGUCCUCUGCAGACAUUUUGAUUCAGACGUUCUUAGGUGCACUGGAUAUUUGUAAAUAUCACUACUCUAGCUGACAUUCGAGUUGAAUAUUUAAAAUAAUAAUUUCGUUGUUUCUUCUGUGUCGAACUUUGCAUCUACAUAAAGUCGAAAAUGCUGUUUCUGAAAAAAAAGCGAAAGAUUUCUUGAAGGAUCAUUGUCACUUGGAAAUUGGAAAGCGUAUUCUUGCCUACACAUCUCUUAAGUUGUUGUGUGUUGUGUGAACCAGAAAAAAAAAUUACAACGAACUUUUAAGUCGUGACAACGUGUUUCUUUACAUCACCUUAUUCCACUUUGUUUGCUGUUUUUCUUUGUUUGCUUUUUUUGAAAAGAACGCGUCACAGUUAUUGCAGCCUUUUGAUUAUAUAAAUGUCAACAUUGUAUGCUUAUUGGCUUAUUAUUUUUAAUAUCAAAAAUAAGAAAGCUAACUAGUUACUUCAUUUGUUACUGUGCGUGCUUUUGCUUCGUUGGCUGGGUGUGUUGGACUGACUGAUUGGUUGAGUCGUUGAUUGGUGAGUUGGCUAGCUGGCUGAUUAUUUCAGUGUUUUCAUUACGAACAUUUAUGUAAAGUAUCAACCAUCUAUCCCUUAAUGACUCACCAUGCCAUCGGUUUGUACAUACUGGCAUUAAUAUGUCCACACCCACAUCGUGAGCCUAUUUGUACAUAUCAUGCAUUGAUUGCCAAUGUUCAGAUUGUAGCCACACAUUAACCCCUUAAACCGCACCGUCCUGUCUGACACCUUUCUACGCGAAAUAUCCCGACGCACACAGGGUUAAUUAUUCUACAUCUCUUAAUGUUUCGUUAGAAAGUUUCGCAGCUGUACAGGCUGCUUUCAUGUAGUAUUGCACUUUAUUAUGUAUUUGACAUGUACAACCACGAGCAUGCCUGUUAUGCGAGAUUGUUGGUAUGAGUACGAUCUGAACUUAAACAACCUGAUGCAACCAUAGUCAGUGCAUGUUUUUUUUUUUAUACUCUUAGUAACAGAUGUCAAAAUAAUCUGUAUAAUUCUGUCUGAAUUUCGUUGUCAUCAUUUGCAAACGCGUGUACAAUCUUUAUCAUGUAUUUUUUCAUUAGUUUUACUCGAUACAUUUUAUUUUGGGCCAACAGGAAGUGUAGGUUGAAAUAUGUGGCAUCAUUGGUUUAAUGUUAACCAGCUCUUUACAAGCAUAUGUACUUAUCAGCAAAAAGCGACAUGAUCGAAUUUUACGCUACUAACACGUGUUAUCACACAAAAGUGAUUCUGGAAAUAAAUUGUCAUGAUCCUGUUGUUUGAAAUUCCAUGCCUUAACUGUCUCAGGUUUAGCCGUAGAUUGAAAUUUAUUAUCGUUCAGUCACACAUAUCACGUCAGCAGUUACUCUAAGCCAAUUAAAACGAUUUCUACAGUUGAGGGAAGACUUACAGGUUCUCCAAGGUGCAAAUAUUAUAACAGCCUAUUCCCAACCAACUGUCAUCAAACAUAAGAGUAUACGUUUCCUUCCUUCAUGGCGGUGAAUCCGGAGAUCGAAUGUGAUCUUUGUUGUUUCUAAAGUACUUUUCAUUUAUCUGAAUUAUUAGCAUUGGGGUCGAAAAUGACAUGUUAAGUGGAAAUGUGAUUGCAUGACAGUAUAUUGGCAUGGAUAUGUGAAAUAAUAAUAAAGGAAAUAAAGUAUUUUGAUACUACA